Halichondria panicea is the source of this 843-nucleotide messenger RNA. RefSeq names its product protein unc-50 homolog. The transcript is spliced from 7 exons. The record is from RefSeq and is a predicted model, not a curated record. Bases 34 to 759 code for a protein of 241 amino acids. Gene Ontology annotation, cellular component: Golgi membrane. NCBI's taxonomy places the organism in Eukaryota, Metazoa, Porifera, Demospongiae, Suberitida, Halichondriidae.
ACCACUGAUGAUCAUUUCCUAAUUUUCUAAAAGAUGUCUCAGUUUGGAAAAGGAAAGUUUCUAUCAAGAUUCUUCAAGCUACGCCAUUUGGAGUUUGACAGUGCACUACAGCAGAUAGUAUGGACUGUGAUAAAUCCAAAGAGAGUUUUCCGAUACCAUAAGGAUCAGUAUGCCAUGCGUGGGAGGUGGUCUCGAGAUGACCCUGCAAUGCUACUCCUCCUCUUAGGCUAUGUCACAGUUGUUUCCCUGGGCUACUGUGGAUGGAUGAGGGUGCCUGUGGGCUCCUACUUUGCUGCUCUUGCAUGGACACUACUGGUCGACUGUUUAGCUCUGGGUGUACUCAUUGCAUCAAUACUCUGGUUUCUGUGCAACAAGCUGCUGGCUGUCCAGUCAACUGCCCUCAGUCAGAGUGUAGAGUGGGCCUACUGCUUUGAUAUCCACCUCAAUGCUGUGCUCCCCUUCUCAUUGCUCCUCUAUGGCCCGCAGAUGUUGCUAUGGAUACCUUUGUCUUCUACAUCCAUUUUGAGUGUGCUGACCUCCAACACUCUCUGGCUCCUCACACUGUGUUACUACCUCUACAUCGUAUUUCUGGGAUGCACAACAGUCCUCCCCUCGGCUCAACACACAAUGUCCCUCCUCUAUGCUGCCCUCCCACUCAUGCUACUCUAUGUGAUCGCAAUUCCUCUCAAAAUAAACGCAACUAGAAUUUUCACAUACAUUUUUGCCUGGCGUAUUGGCGCUGGAAACGUAUUGUUGUAAAUAUCACUUCAUUUUAAUGACUGUAUAAUGAAAUAAUUAUAUAUAUCUCUUUAUUAUAAUUUCAUUAAAAUUCUACACAUUCUA